This is a messenger RNA of Coccinella septempunctata (seven-spotted ladybird), 1039 nucleotides long. Its product is annotated as odorant receptor 45b-like. Gene Ontology annotation, molecular function: olfactory receptor activity; odorant binding. Gene Ontology annotation, biological process: sensory perception of smell; detection of chemical stimulus involved in sensory perception of smell. Lineage: Eukaryota; Metazoa; Arthropoda; Insecta; Coleoptera; Coccinellidae. The transcript is spliced from 6 exons. The record is from RefSeq and is a predicted model, not a curated record. Gene Ontology annotation, cellular component: plasma membrane. Bases 70 to 951 code for a protein of 293 amino acids.
UUGAAGCCUCAAGUGAUCAUCGCAGCAUUCAGCCUGUUACAAUGCUUUGAUCCGCCAGCUCAGCUAUCAAUGUAUUUUUGGAAAUGCGAAAACAUGGUUAAAUUCGUGAAUCAGUACAUGAAUACAUGCCGAACGAUAUCAGAGAAUCCGAGAGAAUUUUACAGAUCUUUAGCAAUCAAAAGGAACUUAUUUAAAUACUUCAUACGUUAUGUUUCGAUGUGGAAUUUGUUAGUUCACUUUUUCGAAGGUAGUUCCUGUUCGGAUAAUGAUCUGAGAUUUGCUUGUGGUCUAUUUCUGCCAUUAUGGUACCCUGUCGAAACAAACUACUUUCCAGUAAGGGAAAUCCUAGUACUUGUGAUCAUUGCAUUAUCAUGGAGACUUAUAACAUUAGUUGUGCAUCUAUCAAUCGAUUCAUAUAUUAUAGCAAAACUCUUUGAGUACAAGUGUCAAAGUUUGAUCAAACUCAUGCAGAAAACUUCGUUAAGCAGAGUGCAGAAUUUAGAACUUGUGAAGCAAAAGUUUCGCGAUAUUGUAGGCUAUCAUCAAGAUCUGAAAUUGUGUUUCGAUUUGAUACGGGAUGUAUUAGGUGGAUUAACGUCUCCAGGAAUGAUAUGUUUCAUCCCAAUCACUGCCUGCUAUUCAACUGCAUUUGCGAAGAAUUUCAAUUCAGCUUAUCUGCUGGAGGGCUUGUUAUUGGCGGUACUUUGUUACUUAUGUUUCUAUUCGUGGCAGAAAAUAAUAGAUUUGGGUGAAAUCAUUCAAGAAACUGCCUACAAUAUGGAUUGGUACGAUAUGGAUAAGGCAAUGUAUAAAGAAUACUUAAUUUUUCUUAUGAAACUUCAGCGGCCGCAUGAGUUGCAAUCAGUAAUAUUUGUUCUGCAGAAGCCAAUGUUUCUUCGGAUGAUGCGAAGCGUUUACUCAUUCUUCAUGUUGAUGUACCAAAUAAAUUGAGGUUCGGAGAUUACCCUCAGCACAACUGAGAAUAAUUUUAAAUUUCUGAUUGUUCAAACAUAAUUCAAUAUACAUAUUUGCUUUUAUC